AUGUCAUAUAUCGUUGUUUAUUUGCUUAUUGCUGUUGGAUAUGUUAUUGGUGCACCAAUUUUAGAAGAAUCUCUUCAAUAUCGUUUAAUUAAAUGUAUUCCAAUUGAAAAUGAAACAUUAUCCUUGAAUAUUCUUGAAUUAUAUAAUAUUAAUGAAACAUGUAUUAAAGUAAAUAAAUCAUCAUCAUAUGGUGAUGAACUUUAUUUAUAUAUAAUACCAGAAAAUGAUACAUCUAUUCAAAUUCAAAUAACAGCUGAUGAUUGUUCAUCACCACUUGCAAAUAUUUAUUUAACAUUAUGUAAUAAUGAAAUUGAUUAUAAUUAUACUGAAGUUAUGAUUACUUAUACAUAUUCAAAUAUAAAUUCUACUCAUAAGAUAGAUGACAAUGAAAAUAUCUCAACAAGUCAAUCAAUAGUUUCAAUCGAUUCAACUAAUCCAACAGUUUAUGAAACUUUACAUUAUAUCAAUCACGAUUCCGAUCAAGAUGAAAAUAAUACAACUGAUAGACCAACAUCAUAUAUCGAUAAUAAAUAUCAUCAGACAGAUAUUUUAUAUGAAGAUAUUGAUUAA
Rotaria sp. Silwood2 is the source of this 570-nucleotide messenger RNA. NCBI's taxonomy places the organism in Eukaryota, Metazoa, Rotifera, Eurotatoria, Philodinida, Philodinidae. The record is from the annotation of a GenBank genome assembly.